GGAUGGUGGGGAAACGAGGGGAGAGGGAGGGGGAGGGGGAGGGGGAGAAGGAGGAGUACGAUCCGAGGAAGAGGGAUCCGCAGUGGGCGCAUGCGGGUGCUUCGCCGCUUUGGGAGCUGACCCCGCUGCUGAACCACUUCCACCCCGCAAUAUCCCUCCUCGCCACCCAGCUCCUCUCCGGCACACCCCUCACAUCAUCGCCGGACCUCUCCCUGCACACCCUCACGCACUUCCUCGACCGCUUCGUGUACAAGAACCCGAAAAAGACCAGGCCCAAGGGCGACAGCGCGAUGCAGCCCGCCGCGGCCGCGUUGAACGACGGCGGGCUGGGGGUGCGGAAGCUGAAGGGCGAUCUGCAGGAGGCGCCGGUUAACGAGGAGGGGUGGUGGAAGAGGGGCAGUGUGCCGGUCGAUCAGGUGUUCUUUCAGAAGUAUUUUGAGAGGAGGAGUGAGAGGGAGGGGGAGAGGAAGGGGAAGGUUGAGAAGAGGAAGGGGAAGAAGGGAGGGGAUGCGGAAAGUGAUGAUGAUGAGGAGGAUGGAGAGGAAGAAGAUGUGGAUGUGGAUAAUGUUGAGGAGAGCGAUGAGGAGGAGGCGGAGAUUUGGAAGGCUAUGAAAGCGUCGAUGCCGAAAGAAGCCGGCGACGACGAUAUGGACGCCAUGUCGGACAUCGACGACGAUCUGCCAGACGACUUGCCAUCUGACUUUGGAGGGGAUAGCGAUGACGACGACGAUAUACCCGCCGUCGACGAAGACGCAGACUCCGACGCAGCCUCAGCCGCAGACGAGAAUGAUGACGAGAACAAAGAUGAAGCGGCUUCGGACGACGAUGACGCCUUCUCCCUCGCCGAAGACUCCGACGCCGACGACCUCCUCGACCUCGACGCCGACGUCCCGCUCGGGCUCAUCCACUACGACGGGCCAGACGCCGGACAAGCCGAGGCCGAAGAGGAGUGGGGCGGCUUCGGCGGCGACGAUGGGGGUGCGGCGGGCAAGAAGAGGAAGAGGAAGGAGGAGGACAAGCAGAGGAGGAAGAAGUUGCGGUCGUUGCCUACGUUCGCGAGUUAUGAGGAUUAUGCAAAGUUGAUUGAGGAUGGGCCUGAGGAUGAUAUUUAG
Peniophora sp. CBMAI 1063 is the source of this 1112-nucleotide messenger RNA. Lineage: Eukaryota; Fungi; Basidiomycota; Agaricomycetes; Russulales; Peniophoraceae. The record is from the annotation of a GenBank genome assembly.